AUGCCUGACAAGUGGAAGGAGGGCGUCAGCAACACCAACGAGAACAGUGGCCGCAAGAUCAACGAAAACAAGCUCCUCUCCAAGAAGAACAGGUGGACUCCAUAUGGAAACACCAAAUGUAUAAUCUGCAAGCAACAGGUGCACCAGGACGCAAAAUAUUGCCACACCUGUGCUUACUCGAAAGGAGUGUGCGCAAUGUGUGGGAAGCAAGUGUUGGACACGAAGCUCUACAAGCAAAACAACGUGUGA
Molecule: messenger RNA, 249 nt
Organism: Miscanthus lutarioriparius
Lineage: Eukaryota; Viridiplantae; Streptophyta; Magnoliopsida; Poales; Poaceae
Source: the annotation of a GenBank genome assembly